Molecule: messenger RNA, 2621 nt
Organism: Gambusia affinis (western mosquitofish)
Lineage: Eukaryota; Metazoa; Chordata; Actinopteri; Cyprinodontiformes; Poeciliidae
Gene: hyal1
Product: hyaluronidase 1
Exons: 4
Coding region: 41-1414 (457 amino acids)
Biological process (GO): hyaluronan catabolic process; carbohydrate metabolic process
Molecular function (GO): hyalurononglucosaminidase activity
Source: RefSeq, a predicted model, not a curated record
CCUUUCCCUGCUUAGUUUCCCUCCCUGUUUCAGUCAGAUCAUGAGACUUCUGGUGUCUUUAGCAAAACACAAAUUAGAACCUCUUGAAGGUUUUACAGUAGCCAUGAGGUUCAGGGAGGUGCUGCUCCUCUUUGGCCUGCUCAGACUGACUUCAGGGCUGCCUGUUGCCUCGCCGUUCAGCCAGGCGCCGUUUCUCACUGUGUGGAACGCCCCCACAGAGAACUGCCUCUCCCAGUACGGCGUGGAUCUUGACCUGGGCAUGUUUAGCAUCGUCCAGAACCAAAAUCAAACCUUCAUAGGUGAAAAUGUCACUAUUUUCUAUGCUGACAAGCUGGGUCUGUACCCUCGGUACUCAGCCCAGGGCGAGGCCAUCAACGGCGGGGUUCCUCAGAACAGCAGCCUAGACGGACACCUCCGACUCGCCAGCGAAGAUAUCCACUACUACAUCCCUGACAGAGACUUCCAGGGCCUGGCGGUGGUGGACUGGGAGAGCUGGCGGCCAGUGUGGGAGAGAAACUGGGACAGUAAACAGGUGUACAAGGAGCGGUCGGAAGCCCUGGUGAGGGCCAGGCAUCCAGACUGGAGUCCUGCUCAGGUGGAGGCAGCGGCUCGGCUGGAGUUUGAGCAAUCUGGGAGGAAAUUCAUGGAGGAAACACUGAAACUGGGGCAGAAAAUGAGGCCAAGUGGCUUGUGGGGGUUUUAUGGAUUUCCCAAUUGCUACAACUAUUACAACAACAGGAGCGUAAACUACACAGGUGAGUGUCCAGAUGUGGAGCUGAGGAGGAACGAUGAGCUGUUGUGGAUGUGGAACGCCUCCUCCGCUCUGUACCCCGACAUCUACCUGAGCCUGGACCUGCGAGGCCUCGGCAAAGGGGUGCUGCUCUACGCUCAUCACCGCAUCCUGGAGGCCAUGAGGGCGGCGGAUCAAGUGACCCCGGCGCCGCUGCCCGUCUUCCCCUACGCCCGCAUCGUCUACACCUACACUUUAGAGUUCCUCUCCAUGGAGCAUCUGGUCUACACUGUAGGAGAGAGCGCUGCUUUAGGAUCUGCUGGGGUCGUGCUGUGGGGGGACCAUGCAUUCGAUAAAUCUAAGGCUACAUGUGAAGCAGUCACGUCCUACAUCGACGAGACUUUAGGUCCCUAUGUGGUCAACGUGACCUCAGCUGCCACGCUCUGCAGCCAGACUUUGUGCUCCUCUCAGGGACGGUGUCAGAGGUCGGACCAGAGGUCAGGUGCCUACCUGCACCUCGACCCCGCAGCCUGGAAGAUCCUGUCUGAGAAGAAACCGGCAGGAGGGACAAACUACAGGGUUUUAGGACAGAUGGAUAAACAAAGUGUGCUGCAGAUGAAGUCUGACUUCCACUGCAGGUGUUAUCCUGGUUGGGAAGGGAGGGACUGCUCCACACCAGUUUAGAGAUUACAAUAGUUUUAAAUAAUGAGAGGGAGAAGUGAAAGCCAGAGUCUUUCUGAAUGGAGUUUGCUUGUUGCUUGUUGUGUCAUCAGUUUCUUCUCAGAACCCAAAGAUGUGCCUUUCAGCAGUAUUUGCUUUUAUGUGUCAGUGUCUCUGUCGUUGUUCUGUGAUGGAUGUGCAAUUCCUAAUCAGGACCAAAUGGGUUUUGAAGAUGGACUGAGUUGAUUGAUUCUUGUUCAUUUCAAAACAGCUACAUCUUUUGAAAUUAUCACUCAAUUUAUGUAUCUGUGUUUUGAUUUUAUUGUCAGUAUGCACUGAUAUGGAUGUAUGUGUUUUUUGUUUUUUUUACACUACUUAAUCAAAUCCUUCUGCAAACUGCACAGAUCCUGUUAGUUUUCCAGGCAGACUGCAUUUAAAACACAAUAGCACAAGUCAUAAAAUAAACUCCUAAGUGGAAAAUUUGUUGUUUUGAUUUAACUUUCAGCUUCUUAAAAGGAUCAUGCAAGUAACUUUUACUCUUUUUUAAUAGCUGUUGGCUUCAAAUGAGCACUUUGUCAUUCCUAAAACACCAAACUAAAUGUUUUUGUAAAGGUGGUCUCAAAUCUUCACAUGCAUCUGAUUGAAGAAAGUCUUCCUGAUAAUUUUAUACCAAAGUUUGAGACAUGUUGUGAAUUGUUCAAUAUGUUCUAACUACUGGCACCCUGGUAAUGAUUUUUUUUUAUAACUUCUUAAAUAGUGUUCUAACUCUAAACUUAUGUAAAUUUCAGCAAGUAGCAAUUUUCUUGUAAUUAUUACCUGACUUGUGAGGAUAUUACAUACAUCUGCCUUUAUUAAAGAGGAUGUUUUAUUGUUUUUCCCAUUUUGAAGAGUAAUUUAUCAGAAAAUGUUGAGUGGUGCCAUAUUUUUGUCCCUGUGGGAAACAGAAACCUCUGAUCACUUAUUGAGAACUGAUCAAUAUGCAUACUUUUAAAAGUAAAGUGCAACUUUAAACAUUUAAAUCUCAACUAAAAAUCCACUUGUUUAAAGUUGUAUUUGAAACGUAAUCAAUUGCAAAUUUAUUGAUGGAAUCUGACUUGAUGUUGUGUUUUGAUUGUUGAUUCUAUGUUGCAUUUUGUUUUUGUGUUUGAUUUCAUGUAAAGCACUUUGAAAUGCCUUGCUGCUGAAAUGUGCUAUACAAAUAAAGCUUGAUUUGAUUUGAUUUUGAUUUAAA